This is a messenger RNA of Dovyalis caffra, 330 nucleotides long. The record is from the annotation of a GenBank genome assembly. NCBI's taxonomy places the organism in Eukaryota, Viridiplantae, Streptophyta, Magnoliopsida, Malpighiales, Salicaceae.
AUGUCAGACUGGGGCCCAGUUUUUAUGGCUGUGGUGCUUUUCAUUCUGUUAACUCCAGGGCUACUGUUUCAGUUACCAGGGCGGCAUAGGUGCGUUGAGUUUGGAAAUUUCCAGACAAGUGGUGCAUCCAUUAUGGUUCAUACUCUUCUCUAUUUUGCUCUGAUUUGCGUUUUCUUGCUGGCUGUUAAGGUUCACUUGUACCUUGAAAUCAAAGUAUUAGGGAUGAUAUAUGGGAGGUCUGAUUUUUUGAAAUUAUAUAAAGAUGGGCUGACAAAGGUGAGGAGUCAGGGUGGCGCUCAAAGUCCGGUGCUCACUUCUCUAACUUUGUAG